Messenger RNA from Drosophila elegans, 1074 nucleotides. Its product is annotated as mite allergen Der p 3. The coding region runs from base 1 to 1074 and encodes 357 amino acids. Gene Ontology annotation, molecular function: serine-type endopeptidase activity. Lineage: Eukaryota; Metazoa; Arthropoda; Insecta; Diptera; Drosophilidae. The record is from RefSeq and is a predicted model, not a curated record. Gene Ontology annotation, biological process: proteolysis. The transcript has 2 exons.
AUGAAGCUUCAGUUACUUUUGAUCGGUUUGUCUUGCGGCUUGUGUUUUUCUCGUCUAACCGACAAGAGAAUUCGGCCAACUAAAGAAAAUCUUUUUGAGUGGCUGGGCUCGAUAUUUCUACCACCAGUUACUACAACAACGACUUCAGCUCCUGUGAUAGGAACAACUUCAACUACAACCAGAAGGACAACAACAACGACAGCCACAACUACAACUACAACUACGACAACGACUUCAAGACCUCCGGUGGAAAAUUUUCCUAUAGAUAGGGAUUGCGCUUCAUGUCGUUGUGGACUGAUCAACACCCUACAUAAAAUCGUAGGAGGUGAGGAGACGCGGGUUCAUCAAUAUCCCUGGAUGGCAGUGAUUCUGAUCCACGAUCACUUCUAUUGCUCGGGAUCACUGAUCGAUGAUCUAUAUGUCCUAACAGCAGCCCACUGUGUGGAGGGAGUUCCACCUGAUCUUAUUUCCCUGCGGUUUCUCGAGCACAAUCGUAGUCAUACGAAUAAAGAUAUAGUAAUUGAAAGACAUGUCUCCAGGGUAAAGGUCCAUGAACUAUAUAACCCCCGAAGUUUUGACAACGAUAUAGCAAUCCUUCGACUCAAUCAACCCGUUGACAUGGAGAAUCACCGAUUGAGACCCAUUUGCCUGCCCGUACAAGCCUUCAGUUUUGAUCAUGAGUUGGCAAUAGUCGCUGGUUGGGGAUCUCAGAAGGAAGGAGGCUUUGCCACCGACACUUUAAGGGAAGUUAAGGUUUUAGUGAUACCCCAAUCGGAUUGCCGGAACUCCACUUCAUACAAGCCGGCACAAAUAACGGACAACAUGAUGUGUGCUGGAUACAUUUCGGUGGGUGGCAAGGACGCCUGCAGCGGCGAUAGUGGAGGUCCACUGCAAACGACCUUCGAUGAGACGCCGGGGCAAUAUCAGCUGGCGGGGAUUGUUUCCUGGGGCGCCGGAUGUGGCAGACCCCAAUCUCCGGGAGUUUAUACCAGGGUCAAUCAAUAUCUCCGCUGGAUAGGAUCAAACACUCCAGGAGCAUGUCAUUGUAUGCCCUAUCCCGAGGAGGAUUACUGA